AUGGCAGUGGCAGUGGUGCAGCAUGUGGUGCAGCCUGGAGUGCAGUUCAGAUUUUAUGUUUUGCUUGUGAUAAGUGUUAAGUUCUCAACACAUGAGCCGUCAAUUCUCUCUGCGGAGAUUGGAGGAUCCACCGGUAUUCCACCGGAGGUCGAGAUCAGAUUCCCGGAACCUCAUGAGUCUCCAGAGAACCCUCCCCCGGGGUACUGUUGCGCGUUCGAGAUAUUCUUCUCCGCGUGUGGACUGUCGUUUCUCCUUCCCGAGCUCAUCGUGAAGAUGAUGUUCGAACUAGGUUUUGCUCUCCCCCAAAUGUGUCCGAACUUCGUUCAGACCGUUCUGUGUCUCCAAACUCUGGGGGAGGAGUUCGACUACCAGCUGUCACUGGCGGACUUCCUCCAGGUGUACACGGUAAAGACUGGCCGUGCCAAGGGCACACUCUACGUGAGCCCGCUUUCCGGGCUGAAGGUCUUCGACGACCUGCCCGAGAAGGACGAGAAAUGGCGGAAGUCUUACUUUUUCUUCCCGGUCAACGAGCUCACUUUUGGCCACCGCGCGAGCUCAUACGUAUCGAAGUGGACCUCGAAAAUUGAUCACUUUGAGCGCGGACUGCUUUGCCCUACAUUCGCGGAGUUCUUCUCGAGAUUCUGCAGCCAAGGUCAGAUUGCUUGGGAUUCUUUCUCCUGCGAAAGGAUCAGGGCAUCCACAGCAAGGCUCGGAAGACGCUCUCUUGUUUGCUCCGACCCUGUGAGCGUUUCAGAAAUGAACUACAGGGAAGAAAGGGCGUGCCGCAUCGCCGAGAAAGAGGCAAAGAAGCAUAUGGCAGCGGCCCUUGCCGAAGGCAAAGCUCGCAUCCCUAUCAAGACUCCCUCCAGCUCCUCCGUUCCCGAGGUGAGCGGGACUUCUGCACCUCCAACUCGCUCCUCCGAGCUCGCGCCGAAGAAAACCUCUGCUGAGGUCUCCUCUCAGCAAACCGACUCAUCAAAGAAGAGGAAGGAGCCCGAGACCGCCUCCUCUUCUCGUGAAAAGGGGCUAGCCCGGACUGGCCCGUCAGGGGAUGAGCGAAGUAGAUCUAGCUCGAAGGACAGGGGUCCCUCCUCGGAGAGGAGAUCUAAGGAGGCCCCACCGCCUAAAGACUCCGGAGACUCCUCUGGAAGAAACCUUCCGAAGGAACAACGUCCUUUCGCCCGAGUCCCCCUGCAUCCCCAGCCGACCUAA
This is a messenger RNA of Camelina sativa (false flax), 1212 nucleotides long. The record is from RefSeq and is a predicted model, not a curated record. Lineage: Eukaryota; Viridiplantae; Streptophyta; Magnoliopsida; Brassicales; Brassicaceae.